Molecule: messenger RNA, 3462 nt
Organism: Bacidia gigantensis
Lineage: Eukaryota; Fungi; Ascomycota; Lecanoromycetes; Lecanorales; Ramalinaceae
Exons: 4
Coding region: 1-3462 (1153 amino acids)
Cellular component (GO): Golgi apparatus
Source: RefSeq, a predicted model, not a curated record
AUGUUCCAAAGGAUAAAAGCAUCAAUUGAUUCGGCUUUGGAACAGGAGCAAGCCAGAGCUCGAGCUUCUCAAAGCUCACCUUCAAGGUCUGGACCUGGUGCUAGGAGAGUCGCAAAUAGAGCCAUCUCUCCCAACAGAAGAAGUAGUCGGCCGGUCUCACGCGAUCGGCGAGAUGGCUCCAGCAAGGGUCCAGAUCCUGCAGACUUCGAAGCAGCAUUCGUCAUUGAUGAGGAAGAGCUGAGCAGGGCAGGCACUCCUAGACCAGCGCAAGAUACAGAAGAGCAUGAAGACAGCACGGAUCGACGAUCCUCAAACGCAAGGCUACGAGAGGAAGGACUGGUGACGCAGGAAAACGGAGGAGACUCCGAUGCUCCAACGCCUGAGCUACCAAGUGAAGUUCGCAUGAAAUUGAGAAGACUUGAAAAGCUCGAGGGCAGAUAUCAGGAGCUAUUGCGAUCGUACCGGAUAGCUCAUGCUCCCUUCAUUGAGUACCUGAACCAAGUCAAUCUGAAAGGUGAUAUGGUGUUAGAUGAGCUCAGGCGUGUUUCGAAUGAAAGAGACUCAUUCAAGCAAAGGCUCCAGGAAGCUGAAGAGAAGACACGGGAGGCAUAUGAUGAGGCUGCUAAGCUUCGACUGGAUAAGCCGUCUGAGAAAGUUUCCGAGGAUGAAAGUGACGAAUCUAAAAGGAGAGUUGCGCGCCAGAACGAAGCCGACGCACAGGAUAUGAGUGAAGGGGAUCCCCUUGGUGCGACGAAGAAAUCGCCGCCUUCAUCAAUCAAGUCACCCACCAUUGGCAUUCCUAAGUUAUCCCUUUUUUCUCCAAAGCUGAAAUCAAUGGCUUCACCAAAGUCUCGACAGGGUUCUGAAGACCUCUUUUCCUACGACGGCGAAUUCCCCAGACUGGAAGGAGAAAUUCAAUCGAAGCAAGAGAAGAUUGAGAGCCUAGAGAAUGACGUCCAGAAGCUCAAGACCGAUCUUUCGGUUACACGUGAAUCAACACAAAGUAUGGUCCAGACUCUCGAGGAAGCAACCAGAGAGGUGAAUUCUAUGAGGGAAAGCAGGGACAGAUCGGAAGCCGACGCAAGAGAGCAGCAAGACGCGCUGGAGAGGACUGUCUUAAAGUUACGAGAAGAUAUUCAAGCCGCUGAAGCCAAGUCGAAGCACACUGAACAGACCCAAAGCUCGACCAAUAACGAUCGAAUCGCAGAGCUUGAAAGCCUACUGGAGUCGACCAAAUCAGAGCUCGAAGAAUUACGUGCUUCAAUGGCUCAGAGCGAAGAGAAGAUAGAGGAAUUAGAUGCGCUACGGCGCAAUGUGAGUCAGCUAGAAGCCCAACUUUCAGAAGCCAAAAAAGAUCAUAAGCACAGCCAGAGCCAAGCAUCAAUCUUUGAAGAGUCAGCAGCGGCACUUCGUUUACAGCUUCGGGAUGCUGAAGCAAAGAUUCAAGAAAACACCAAGAGCCUAGAAAAGUCAUUGAAGGCGGGCGAGAAAGAUGAGAACGCCACGGCACCACCUCAUACCCAGGGUUCAGAGCAGCCUACAGCCAUUCAAAAUGCACCUACAGGCCCGAAGAAGAACAAGAAGAAGAAAAAGAAGGCCGGGAAACCGACGGCAGGGGAAACUAGAGAUGCAACAGACCAAGUAGACCAAGAAGACAAAGCUGCGCCGGAGCUAACAACGACUGAUUCUACGGUCCAGGGAGUAACGAGUGAUGGACUCCAACAAGAGAUUGCACGGUUGCAAGCUCUCCUCGAAGAGAAAGAUACCAUGCUUCACAAGUUACAAUCCAAAAUGAGUGACCAGGAAGGACUUCAAGAGGAGAUUGAGACACUCCGAGAUGACCUGGUUAAUGUUGGUCAAGAGCACGUAGAGGCAAAAGACCAGAUAAAGGAACUCAAGGCACAGAAAAGUGCGUUAGAGGAGACAGUCAAAGAUCUCGAAAAGGAACUCGCUGAGACUAGAGGAGCAAAUGAAAAUGCUACGGCUGGAUCUGAACAGAAACACAAAGAUCUAAGCGCUCAUUUUGAAGAAUUGAAAGUGAAGGCGACAACCCUGCAGACGGAUUUGUCUGCCGCACAGCACCUAGCCUCUUCGCGCUUCAGAGACCUCGAAGGCCUUAGAUCGAGACUUCAGAAGGCACAGCCAGAGAUUGACGCAUUGAGAGGAGAAGCAGCUGAGGUGAAAAUAGCGAAAGAAGCACUCGCUAAGAAGGAUGCGGAGUUCAAGAGACUCGAUUCCAGGCACGAAGAGAUGCGUGCUGAGGUGACGAAGCUCAGACAGACCAUGAACAAUCGUGAGGCGGAGAUCAAGUCACUGAAUCAGCUGAACAUGCAGGAGGCUAACAGUCGUGCUUCUGCCGAGGAUACAUCCAAUAGAGCCAAACAAGACUUAUCAAGGCUUGAGGUGGAAAAGCGCCAAACGACUGAGAGUAUGGAUCGAAUCUCGAAGGAGCUGGGCAAAGUCCGUGAAGAUCUAGCGCUCCAGAGGUCUCGACUACGGGAGACGGAACAGCAAUUUGCUAAGCAUCGUAAUGAUAGUGAGGGUCUCAAAGAGGAAAUUGAGCUGAAGUCUGCACAAUAUUCAAGCGCGCAAAGCUUGAUGUCUAGCAUGCGCGAUCAAACCGCAGAAAUGGCUACGCAGUUGAAGGAAGCGCGUAGCCGGUGUGAAAGCUUGGACGAAGAAGUAGCUGAGGCCCAUCGGCUGCUCAGUGAGCGGAGCCGAGAGGGCGAAACGAUGAGGAGAUUGCUCGCAGACGUAGAGAGCCGAGCAGAUGCCCGAACUAGGGAAAUGAAAGAUCGGAUGGAUGCAGCGAUUGAAGAGAGAGAUCGAGCUGAGGAAGAAGCUAGCACUUCUGCUCGGCGACGGACACGAGAGAUAGAGGAUCUUCGAAAUAAACACCGUGACCUUGAAAGAAAUCUGAAGCGAGCUGAAGAAGACAAAGAGGAACUAGAGAUUGCCCAGCGUGAUUGGAAGAGACGGCGAGAAGACCUUGAGCACCAAGCAGGACAAAGUACGCACGAAAGUGAAGAGAUUCGCAAAGCUAUGGGUGAGUUACGAGAUGCGCUGGACGAGAGUGAGAAGCAGGCCCGGGACCUUGAGAAGCAAAAGGCGGAACUCAGGAGGUCUGUGGAAGAAACGCAGCAUCGAUUAGAGAAAUUACAAAAGUCCAACAAGUCUAUGGCCGACGAAAUUGCAAAAGUGCGGGAAAGCAAACGAACAGCGACCCCAGAUGUUGGAUCUUCAAGGACGUCCUUUGACUCCCCGAAUCGACUUGGCUCGCCAGCUCCUGUACAGCGGACGCAUUCUGGCUCCAAGGCCAAUGGGGUCAAUGCAGGAUCGUCGGGAACAAUCGACUAUGCCUACCUCAAGAACGUUCUCCUGCAGUUCUUGGAGCAGAAAGACAAAAAGUAUCAGGUGCAGCUGAUCCCAGUGCUUGGAAUGCUUCUCCACUUUGACAAGUGA